UACAGCAUACAUUAUAGAAAAUUUUUAAACAAUGUAAAUGGAUUGAAAGUGUUACAUAAAUACUCAUGAAUUCUUAAAGUAUUCUACGCAAAAUAUUCGUUUCCAAAGUUUUGCUCGCUUUUGCAUGUGUUAGCAGAUUAUUUGUCAAGCACAGUAGAGUAUAAUUAUUAUUAAUGUAAAGCGAAUGAAUAACUAAAGCGUAUAUUUUUAAUAUCCUAACAGGAUGAGCGAACAGAAUUUUCCACGCUUACAAAAUGAUAGUAUUUUAAGAGCAGCGAGGGGCGAGCCCGUCGAUACUGUUCCAGUGUGGAUAAUGCGACAAGCUGGUAGAUAUCUACCAGAGUUCAGAGAGUUAAGAGCCAAGCACGACUUCUUUAGUAUUUGUCAAACGCCGACACUGGCUUGCGAAGUAACGCUCCAGCCAAUUAAGAGAUUUCCCUUAGAUGCCAGCAUCAUUUUCUCUGAUAUACUGGUCAUUCCGCAGGCCAUGGGACUUGUAGUUGAAAUGAAACCGGGCAUUGGACCCGUAUUACCUGAACCUUUGAUAGAUCCGUCGCAUCUCUCUAAAUUAAGGAUACCCGACGUAGAGAAAGAUUUGGGUUACGUUGGCGCUGCUAUUACACUGACCAGACAUAGUUUACAAGGAAAAGUACCACUAAUUGGUUUCACCGGCGCUCCUUGGACUUUAAUGGGAUACAUGAUUCAAGGUGGUGGAAGUUCUACCAUGGCACAAGCCAGAAUUUGGCUCUACAAAUAUCCAGAAGAAUCCCACAAAUUAUUGCAAAUGAUUACAGAUGUUAUUGUGGAUUACCUAGUUAUGCAAGUUAAGGCGGGUGCUCAGUUAUUACAAGUUUUUGAGAGUCACGGAGAUUUUCUAAAUACCGAAUUAUUUAAGGAGUAUUCCCUUAAAUAUUUCAAACAAAUUCGUGAUAAAGUAAAGGAGAAGCUAGAAAUCCUGAAUGUUCCAGCAGUACCGAUGAUUGCAUUCCCUAAAGGAGCUAAUCUUGAUUCUAUAGAGAUAUUUGCCAAAGAAGCUGGAUACGAGGUAAUAGGCUUGGAUUGGACCAUCGAUCCAAUCGAAGCUCGAAAGAGAGUAGGACCGAAUAUUACUCUUCAAGGGAAUAUGGACCCUACAGCCUUGUACGCAACAACGGAGAAAGUACGUCAGAGAGCUGAAAACAUGGUGCGUGAAUUCGGGAAAGGUCGCUACAUCGCUAACCUAGGUCAUGGAGUAUUACCGGAUGCACCAAUUCCCUCAGUCGAAGCAUUCAUCGAAGGCAUCCAUUCUGUAUAACAGAGCUGUGCUGUGAUAUUGUUUUUACUCUGUACUCGACUUAAUACGACGUUUUGAGAAAUGUCAAAUGGUUUUAUAUUAAAAAAAAAAAACAAUUGUUAAAAACAAUAUGUGAAAAGUAGAAGGUAUAUUAAG
This is a messenger RNA of Ceratosolen solmsi marchali, 1429 nucleotides long. RefSeq names its product uroporphyrinogen decarboxylase (gene Urod). Bases 224 to 1294 code for a protein of 356 amino acids. Gene Ontology annotation, molecular function: uroporphyrinogen decarboxylase activity. Gene Ontology annotation, cellular component: cytosol. The transcript is spliced from 6 exons. Gene Ontology annotation, biological process: heme biosynthetic process. The record is from RefSeq and is a predicted model, not a curated record. NCBI's taxonomy places the organism in Eukaryota, Metazoa, Arthropoda, Insecta, Hymenoptera, Agaonidae.